AUGGGGGUACUUCCAUUGAACAAGAGGUUCAGGAGAAUGAAUCUGUUUGAUGUGGGAAGAUGUAUAAUUGAAGGAGUGGAAUACGUUGAGGAAGUUCUUGAGUCUAAUAUCUGCAUCACAAAGGAGUACGAAAAGGAUCUCUACGUACCGCUUCUACUUCCGAGGCUAAGGACAGACGAAUUCACCGAAGAGGAUUAUAGAAAUAAUGUGACCAUUGUCUGUUUGACGUCUUUGAGCCUGAGCUCACUGGAUGGAUUCCUACUACGCUUCUUCAGAGGCUUUACACUUAAAAAGACAGACACAGGGGCCGAGGUUGAAUUCAUCGAAAGGCAGGAUGCCACAGAGUGUUUGUACUUGAGCAAUAGCGACUUCACUUUCCUCCGGCCUAUAGGCUACAUAGAGCUUCCAAGGGCUCCCGAGGCAAGAAAUAAGGGAAGUAAAUACUGCAGAGAUGUUCCGUGCACCAGAGACAAAAUCUUACUCGGCCCGUUGAACAUAGAUUCAAACCUUCUUAGAGAUGCUCUUGAUGAAAUAUCACCUUUGCAAAGCUUUAGAGUGUGUAGAAACCCUUUAUAUUUUGUAUUUACAUUUAGAAACUCUGAGUUUUGUGAGCCUUUCGUCAAAGCUACAAGUCACAUAUUUAUCUCGGACGCAGGCCGGUCUUUAGUUUCUAUAAGGGCUUACAAAGGGUGUUCUAUACUGAAUCUCGGGAAGAAUAUCCCUCACCUUGUUCCCAGAAGAAUGACAGGUCCUAUUGCACUCAGUAAGGAAAGGACCAGGAUAGUGACGGUUCUGAAUGUACUAGGGCCCUGGGACCUGGAUGUAUCAAAGAUUGUGGAAGAGAUAAAGAGUAGAUGUUCCAAGUACAAAGGAGUAAAAGAUGUGAUGGUGCCUAGAGACAGUCUUAGGUCUGGUAGACAGCCAGGGAGUUCUCGAGUUUUUAUAGAAUGCAAGGACCUAGAAACAUCUGAAAAGGUUUAUGACGAGCUAGGAGGACUUAUUUACAAAGAUCGGAUUGUGGCCACUGGCUACUAUCCUGAGUUAAACUAUGCUGCUGGAGAAUAUGAAUGA
This is a messenger RNA of Encephalitozoon romaleae SJ-2008, 1071 nucleotides long. RefSeq names its product U2 snRNP auxiliary splicing factor U2AF large subunit. Gene Ontology annotation, cellular component: commitment complex; U2AF complex; U2-type prespliceosome. Lineage: Eukaryota; Fungi; Microsporidia; Unikaryonidae. Bases 1 to 1071 code for a protein of 356 amino acids. Gene Ontology annotation, molecular function: pre-mRNA 3'-splice site binding; poly-pyrimidine tract binding. The transcript has a single exon. The record is from RefSeq and is a predicted model, not a curated record.